GGGGUCGCGCAGCGGAGGGCGAUUAAGGAAAGAUAUUUGGACGGCGGGAGGGGGCGGGGGCAAGAUGGCGGCGGUUGCUGGGCAACGGGCGGAGGCGCGGCCCGGGCCGCGGAGCGGAGGGAGUGCGCAGGCGCGGCCGGUGAGGGCUGAGCCCGGGAUCCGGGCGGAGCGGCGGGACCGGGACCGCAUCUUAACAUACUGAGUGCAGGAAGAGAAGCGGGAACGUGGGCAGUGGAGCAGUCGCCUGAAGACCUGAAGGUGCGGGGUAACAGUUUCAGCCUUAUUUAAAGGACUGGUUCCAACUCUGCCGACACUUCGUUAAUCAGUGGACGGAGGAGGUGACGAGUGCCAAGAUCUUCUGUGCAGUCCUUGGAUCAGGGCACUUACUCCAAAGGAAAUUAUUCCAACAGGGCACGAGCUACCUCGCUUAAAGCUGUCGGGAACACACUUGGAAAGAACGAGCAAUGUAAUGAUUUCAGCAACUGUACAAGGACGCGCUGUGGAGAAAGUCUGCCCCUAGAUCACCCAUUCAGCAUGUCCUGCUGUGCAGAGUCCACCUGUUGAUUAGGAGACUUAGCAUGACCGCAGACUAAACUUUUAAUGCCCACUUUUGGGCUUCAGGAGUGCUGACUGGAGCCUGCUGCGGGAGGGUAGGAGGACUGUUCUCACACCUCUCCAGUGGCUACACAACUACCCCCCUUGCCUUUUGAGAAUGGUAUCCCGAGCAAUAGGCAGCAGAGGGGGAGUCUUAGCUGUGUCUGAUUAAUGCUUCACUUCGAUGCCUGGCAGCAGUAACAAUGCUCAUGGUCUCUCCGCACUUGCCCUUGGUUGAUGUGCGACACUUGAAAGAAUAAUCAGGGGUUGGAUUCCUUCUCCCCGUUUGGUUGUCACUGACCAGGGCACAGACUGAGGGGCAGGAGAAAUGGUUCCAUUUCCAACGGGAGCCUGAGAGAUUUUGAUCCUCGGGAUAUGUGACGACAGCAAGUGUCCUUCCACCUGGAUCCACUGCGGCAAGAGGGCCCUGUCUUUCGGCUCAGAGGUAUACUCCCAGAUUACCACCGGCCCCUCUGCCCAGGGGGUGGGCGGUGGUGGACAGGUGUCCAGUAAUGGCAGAACACAACGAGCUGCUGGCGGAGCUGCCGCUGGUCGGCCAGAUGACCACGCAGGAGCGGCUCAAGCACGCUCACAAGAGGCGCGCUCAGCAACUGAAGAAGUGGGCGCAGUUCGAGAAGGAAGCGCAAGGCAAGAAAGCCAAGCUGGACAGGAGGUGGAGUAACAGAACACUGAAGCGGAUCCGGUUCCCCGAUAACGUAAGGCUGCUGGAGGCAGCUUCUCGCAAUGAUGUCGAGGAAGUUCGGCAAUUAUUGCAGGAUGGAAUAUCCCCAGACUUGUAUAAUGAGGAUGGUUUGACCGCACUGCAUCAGUGCUGCAUCGACGACUACAAAGAGAUUGUGAAGCUGCUGCUGGAGACCGGAGCCGAUGUGAACGCGUGCGACAGUGAGCUGUGGACCCCGCUACACGCAGCAGCUACCUGUGGACACCUACACCUGGUGCAGCAGCUGGUUGAGCAUGGUGCUGACCUUCUGGCUGUGAAUGCUGACGGGAACAUGCCGUACGACUUGUGUGAGGACGAGGUCACCUUGGACUGCAUCGAGAACGCAAUGGCCCAACAAGGUGUCACUCAGGAAAAGAUCGAUGAAUCCCGCAUGGCCACCGAGAGAUGGAUGAUUAACGACAUCAGGGAGUUGGUGGAGACCCAGUCAGACCUGAACAAUCAGAAUGAACUUGGCACUUGUCUGCUCCACAUUGCGGCAGCCAAUGGCUACACAGAAGCAGCAGAACUCCUCCUGAGCAACAGAGCCAAGGUGGAUGUGAAGGACACCGAUGGAUGGGAGCCAUUGCAUGCAGCGGCCUGCUGGGGGCAGGUUCACAUGGUGGAACUCCUGGUGGGUCACGGAGCCAACCUGAACGCCAGGUCCUUCCUGGACGAGACUCCGAUCGACGUGUGCGGGGACGAGGAAGUGCGGGGGAAGCUGCUGGAACUGAAGCACAAACACGACGCCGUCAUGAAGGCUCAGGACAGGCGCCGGACGGCCCUGCAGAGGCGGACGUCCAGCACCGGCAGCCGGGGGAAGGUGGUGCGUAAAGUGAGUGUGACGGAGAGGACCAACAUGUACCGUCAGGAGCACAGGGACGAGGCGAUGGCCUGGCAGCAGGCGGUCAGCAAGGACGGGGAGCCCGAGGACGAGGACGCACAGACCAACUCCGAGCUCAAACAGUACAGCUCGGGCGCCAUGUGGCGGGCAGGGGGAGACGAGGCCGUUGGGGAGCCCCCCCUGGUGAACGGUGCAGCACUGUCGGAGCCUGGACCAGAGCAGGGGCCAGAUCAGGGGCCCGGGGGUGACGGGCCCGUCCUGGGCCCAGGACCAGGAGAGCUGAGCCGGGACGUGUCCCACCACACCCUGGCCGACCUGAAGCGGCAGCGGGCGGCCUCCAAACUACAGCGGCAGGUCCCGGGGGAGGAGCUCCCCCUGGGCGGGGCGGGCCCCGGCCCCACCCCCGGGCCUGUCUACUUCACCAGCUCCAGCGGGGACCCCCCCCUUGUCAGGUUCAAGGCCCCGGCCGAGGAGGCCCCGGGACCCAAGUCCCGCAGGUGCUGCCGGAUGAUGUAGGGGUGGGGGUCCCCGUGGGAGGGUGGGGGGUCUCACGGGGGGGGGGGGGAGGGGGGUUCCCCCCAUGGGGGGGGGCGGUGGAGUGAGGGGCCGGACCGGGACAGGAUCCCCCCACCCCCACCCCCAGAACUCAAGACCCUGGCACCUCCCACCCCACAAUAGACACCAGCUAAUUCUCGGCCUCAGCACCAGCACCGAGCCCACCCACUGACUCACCCCCACCCCCACACUUACUCCAACCCCCUGAUUCACAGAACCAGCACAUGCCGCCCCCAUCCUCAGACACCCAUCCCCCCCCCCCCCCCCCCCCCCAGUGGAGAGACCUGGGACACUUUGUCUGCACUUCAACAACGGAUCCAGAACCUGCCCAGGAGCUGGGGAAGUAUCACAUUCCUGACCAGAGGGAGGGAGCUUCACCCUGUGUCUGACCCUGGGAGUGUGUGAUGGGACGGUGCGGAGGGAGCUUCACCCUGUGUCUGACCCCGGGAGUGUGUGAUGGGACGGUGCGGAGGGAGCUUCACCCUGUGUCUGACCCCGGGAGUGUGUGAUGGGACGGUGCGGAGGGAGCUUCACCCUGUGUCUGACCCCGGGAGUGUGUGAUGGGACGGUGCGGAGGGAGCUUCACCCUGUGUCUGACCCCGGGAGUGUGUGCUGGGACGGUGCGGAGGGAGCUUCACCCUGUGUCUGACCCCGGGAGUGUGUGAUGGGACGGUGCGGAGGGAGCUUCACCCUGUGUCUGUUCCCGGGAGUGUGUGAUGGGACGGUGCGGAGGGAGCUUCACCCUGUGUCUGACCCCGGGAGUGUGUGAUGGGACGGUGCGGAGGGAGCUUCACCCUGUGUCUGACCCCGGGAGUGUGUGAUGGGACGGUGCGGAGGGAGCUUCACCCUGUGUCUGACCCCGGGAGUGUGUGAUGGGACGGUGCGGAGGGAGCUUCACCCUGUGUCUGACCCCGGGAGUGUGUGAUGGGACGGUGCGGAGGGAGCUUCACCCUGUGUCUGACCCCGGGAGUGUGUGAUGGGACGGUGCGGAGGGAGCUUCACCCUGUGUCUGACCCCGGGAGUGUGUGAUGGGACGGUGCGGAGGGAGCUUCACCCUGUGUCUGACCCCGGGAGUGUGUGAUGGGACGGUGCGGAGGGAGCUUCACCCUGUGUCUGACCCCGGGAGUGUGUGAUGGGACGGUGCGGAGGGAGCUUCACCCUGUGUCUGACCCCGGGAGUGUGUGAUGGGACGGUGCGGAGGGAGCUUCACCCUGUGUCUGACCCCGGGAGUGUGUGAUGGGACGGUGCGGAGGGAGCUUCACCCUGUGUCUGACCCCGGGAGUGUGUGAUGGGACGGUGCGGAGGGAGCUUCACCCUGUGUCUGACCCCGGGAGUGUGUGCUGGGACGGUGCGGAGGGAGCUUCACCCUGUGUCUGACCCCGGGAGUGUGUGAUGGGACGGUGCGGAGGGAGCUUCACCCUGUGUCUGACCCCGGGAGUGUGUGCUGGGACGGUGCGGAGGGAGCUUCACCCUGUGUCUGACCCCGGGAGUGUGUGAUGGGACGGUGCGGAGGGAGCUUCACCCUGUGUCUGUUCCCGGGAGUGUGUGAUGGGACGGUGCGGAGGGAGCUUCACCCUGUGUCUGACCCCGGGAGUGUGUGAUGGGACGGUGCGGAGGGAGCUUCACCCUGUGUCUGACCCCGGGAGUGUGUGAUGGGACGGUGCGGAGGGAGCUUCACCCUGUGUCUGACCCCGGGAGUGUGUGAUGGGACGGUGCGGAGGGAGCUUCACCCUGUGUCUGUUCCCGGGAGUGUGUGAUGGGACGGUGCGGAGGGAGCUUCACCCUGUG
Pristis pectinata (smalltooth sawfish) is the source of this 4499-nucleotide messenger RNA. RefSeq names its product protein phosphatase 1, regulatory subunit 16A (gene ppp1r16a). Gene Ontology annotation, molecular function: protein binding; enzyme inhibitor activity; phosphatase regulator activity. Gene Ontology annotation, cellular component: cytoplasm. The record is from RefSeq and is a predicted model, not a curated record. The coding region runs from base 1107 to 2672 and encodes 521 amino acids. The transcript has 11 exons. Lineage: Eukaryota; Metazoa; Chordata; Chondrichthyes; Rhinopristiformes; Pristidae.